AUGCGGAUGUGUGGGCCCGUGUUUGUGCAGAGCUCACAGUGCCUGGAGCUGAGGCGGAUGGGCUCAUGUCCGCCUUGCUCCGCUGCUCUUUUGUCUCUCCUAUGAUACUUUCCAUGACUCUUGUUUUCAAUAUUUCCGAUUUGAUAUGGAUUAUUUACUUUUUGACUGAGUUGAAGUGUUUUUCUAAAAUGCGCGACUUGGAUUUUCAUCAUUCUUCAAGCUCUAUCACUCUCUUCAUUCUGAAAUGAUUUUUAAACUUCAUCUGCUGAAUCAACUUUUUUCGGGAAUAUGUUUAAAGACCUCAAAUUCCGGAAAUUACUCAAAAAAUUAAAACGCUUUCAAAACUAAGGAACAUUUAUUGCUUUGAUUUGGUUUUACCGUUUUUACUACUGAAAGUAAAAAACUUUUUUUUUUGCGAAUUUUACUUUACACUUGUUUUCAAAGUCCGUCUCCUCUUUACCCAUUUCUCUUUUUUUCAAUUGUUCGUAGAAAUAAACACUUUUCCGUGAUCUUAGAUCUUUCAAAAUAACUUUUUAACUGUUUUUUCCGAAAGUUUGAGAAACCGUUUUAAAAAAAUUUAUAGCAUACAAAACACCAGCAAGUACAUUGCAUAGCAGCGUUUUUAUAUAACUAAUGUCUAAUUAAACUUCGGAAAUUUCAAUUUAAAAAAACCAUUGUCGUUUUUCCUAAUUUUUAAAAAAACUAACUAGCUGAAACUUUCCUUUCCCUUCAGAAUUCGAUUUCACUUCUAAACGAAGAUUUCUACUUAAGUAAUUCCUCCAGUGAACUUUAACAUCUAAAAGAUUUUAGUUAAUUUUCUUCUGCAAAAACUCAAGAGAUUCUUCAAAAAACAUAAAUUUUCUGUUUGAUGAUUUUGUCAUGCGACUCUAAGGUUUUUUUCUCCAUCAAGCGCAAGUUAUAAACUUUCUCUCAACAGCAACUAAUCUGUAAAAAAGCGAUCGAGUUGAUAAAAGCGACCCGCGUGCUGUUUGCCCUUGUGUAGUACAUAAUGAAAGAGAUUCUCUCUUCGAUCGAAACGCUCUUUCGGCCAAAUGUUCCGACGGGCCCACUCGAAGUUUUGACUCGGAGCCACAUUUUCUCUUCGAUAAACCAAAUGCGACGGUAGCAACGACUUCGAUGCGAAUCAACGUUCCCAGCUACGACCCUCAUAUUCUUCUGAAUCCCGAAAAAUGUGAACUUUCCUCGACGAAACUUGACUAUAUUCCUCAACUGAAGGCGCUUCUCUGGAGGUCUCAAAAAGAACAAGACCAUUUGAGAUAUUUCUUCUAUGAUUCCAACUCUGAACCGCGAACUGAAGAAAACCUCCAGGAGACUGUCUAUUACUACGACUUCAAACCUGUAUUCUACAAGAAGAAACUUCUCUCUGAAGAAGACAGGACUAUAGAAGAUCUACAGAAGAUCAUCUACAACUCCAAACUUGAAGAACUUCGAGAAUCUGACUCUUCUGAUGAGGAUUCUUUCGCCAAGACUCAAGAAGACCUUCAGACCGUCUACUAUUUUGACCUGGAGCCAAACUCGAACGUCUCCAACGAGAAGCCUUGCUCCGCCAACAAGCAAAGCCGAGAAGCCAAGACAACAGGCCACUUCACGCGGUUGACUUUCGGCCCCACCGCCGCGCCGCCUUUGACACCUCAGUUCGAUGCGACGAGGAUGACGACUCUGACGGUGGCGGCGACGGCGUCGACGUGGCUUCUGGAGGCGCUGCUCCCGAGUCCCGUCGAACUUUUCCAAGAAGACCCAGUUCUUGUCCUCGCCUUGCAGGUAGAGUUCAAAAAAAAGAACUAUGAUGUAAUUUUUUUGACCUUUGACUUAUAGAGUUUUAAACUUUCAGAAAAAAUAUGUUUCGAGUUUGAAGUAAUCUUUGAUUUUUUUGUCCUUCUAGCUGUACUCUUAUCAGAGAAAGCUUCCGUUUCGAAAAUUCAAGAAAAAAAUCGAAUUCGGUUUUUUUUUAUAAGCUUCCCAAAGAACUCAAGUUCUUUUUUCAAGAUUACGUCACGAGAAAGCUUUCAAGCUGAAGUUGAUGGACCAAAAAUGAUCAAAAAAAAGAAAGAUUUACAACAUGAAUGUUAAAAAAUCUACUUGAAACUUGCUUGGUAAAGAUUUGCACUUUUGAUAAAUGAGAAAAAUUUUUUUUUGUUAUUUCUCAUUCUUUUCAUUUUCCUGACUUUCUCUGAAUGUUUAUCGCCUGCGGUCAAUCAGUUUUUGCCAGCUUUUUCUGUUCUCAGUUUCUCAAAUUUGAGAAGAAUGGAGUCAAAUGAUCCUCAUCAUGGCCAGAUACAAUCUUAUCCUUCUCGAAAAUUUUUUCUUAUUGGAUUCUUUGAACUGAUCUCGAACAGUGUGGGUGUCCUUCUUAAUUACGAAACAAAAAAAAAAUCGACGCUUUUUUUCUCAGUAGGAUUUCCCACAAACCUCGCCAAUGUUUGUCUUUUCUUGUCCGCCUCUUACAAAUCUCGGUGCCCUUCAAAUUUUUCUCCAACGUUCUUUUUCUACGCAAGUGUUUUGCGUUAUCUGAAAAUAUUCCAUCGAUUGAGAGAUAAUGAAACUCUUAUUGAAUAGGAAGAGUAGAUGGAAGAUGAUUCUUGAAAAGGGUCAAAAUUAUUUUUUUAUAAUCAAAAAAACGACAGCUUGGGCUUUUUUUAAAAAUGAAAAAAAGAAAACCACAUAAAAAGAAUGUAGUUGGACCACGCUCUUUACCUUCUUUUCUAUAGCCGUUUUGAUUUUUUUAAAGCUUUGUUAGCAUUGUUAAUUUUCAAUAAUCAACACCAAUGUUGCUUCAUAUUUUUUUCUGUUGUCUGUGGACUUUUUUUUGUGAAGGACUCUUUUUUUUUGAAAAUUGAGAUGCGAAAAUGGGUUAUUUUUAAACUGAGUAUAAAAAAAUAUUCAAAUAAUCAAAUCAAUUUUUUUCCUGAAUCUAUCUCGUGAAUUUUUAGCACUUGUGUAAUAGAAAUAAAAAAUUUUUUUUUUGAUUCGAAACUUUUUUAGAGCUGCCUGACCUGCCUGUUGUUUCUUUUCUUUUUAGCCUAACUAUCCUAUUUUUUUCAUUUUCCGUAACUAUGGAAAACAAGGCGCGAAGAGAUCAGACUGUUCGAAUGGUGAAAAAAAACCCCCUAAAAAUUCCAAAAGUAAAAAACAUUUUGUUCAUGAAAUUAUUCACUCUAAAAAGAAAACCCAAACACCAAUUUCCGCAACUCAAUACCUUACUGUAUGUGGAAUGUCUGUGUCUGUCCGUCGACGUGUUCUGUCCUUGUUGCAGGUCUCGUGGAUGGUGUGCAUGUGUUGUCGUACGUGCUGCAAAUGCUGCAAAUGUGCGAAAGGCAAGAGACGAGACGAAGAGGAGGCCGACUCGGACGAGUACACCGUGCCUGGAGCCAUCCACAUACCUGUGCCGGUUUACCGGAAAGGUGGCGGCGGCAGGCGCGGCGGCCGUUCCGCGUCGGCGCCGCAGGUCCACUCAAUGCCAGUGUUUCCGUCCCUGGUCGCGUCCUCGUCGAUUCUGAAGUCUUCGUCGUCGUCGCACCGGCACUCGAUGUGGGAGCGGUCGUUGGACGUCGCGACUGACGUCAGGCCUCUGGCCACGCCGCCAGUCUCGUUCGCCGACGAGCCGCUCCCUUGGAUCGACUCCGGCGGCGACAAUCCCACUUGUUGCAGGGAAAAGCGCAAGCCUGGCUUCCGGCCUCUCCGUGGAUCCUCGCUUCCACCGUGAGUUCUGAAAAAAUACAGAGAGUUUUCAAAAUUUAUGUUCAAAUGAUUGGUUAACCAGUAAUUUUUUAGAAGAAAAUCUGUCAAUAGCCCAAAACGACUAUAAACUUGAAAGUUGAGUUUAGUACGACUGAAAUUCAAAAAGAAUUCAUGGCUCCAACUGUAAUCUCCGAUAGGGAUAUGAAAUCAGAAAAAAUGCUUGAAAAUUAUCAAUCGAAUCGAAUCAAAACUGAAUAUUUCUUUAGUUUCAGUGAGAUAGCUGGAGGCAGCCCUUGGACGGGGACAUCGAGAUCGACUGAGCCUGUGCCUAGCGACUCGAGCCGACGUCUUCGAAAACGCAAAAUGGAGAAGCGAAGCGGUCAAAGCAGUGGCGGCGGAUUUUUUCAGGUUUGUUUCUUCGAUUUUUGAAACAUUUCCUUCACGAAAAAAAAAACAUCUUUUGCAUGUCUAUUUCCAUUUCCAUUUCUUCUUUUCUGCUCUUCAUCUAAUUUCUAACUUUCUUGGUUUCGCUUCAAACUCAUCUUUUUUGAUUUUUUCCUGUCUUUUAAAAAAAAAACUUUUCAACUAUUUUUGAGACUUUAAUAAUAUAUGCUUCUCACUUUCAUUGGAAAAAUAGUUUGUGAAAAGAAGAGAUGAAAAUCUCUAAAGAUCACUUUUUCAAAGGUGAGUCGAGCUAUAACUGACUAGUACCUAUCCUUUAAAAAAUUUUUUAAGUUUGAAACGCAAAAAUAAAUCUCAUGAUGCAAACCAGCACUCAGAGUCAUCCGGUUAAAGUGUAAAAAGCUUCUUUUGUUUGUGCUUGUACUUGUUUCCACGGCCUCUUGACAUUCUCCUGGAGUUUUCCUGUCAUCUCGGAGAUUCACAAAAAAGGAUAGUUGGAUCAAGAAGAUUCGAAAACAUUUGCAGCGUUGGUUUGGUGGCUACAACAGCGGCAACAACCUGAAUCAGUCUGACGUCGAGGUGAUCGACGCGAGAAGCGAACGAACAAAACGCGAGGAACGAGAAAGAAGAGGAGAAGUGAGGCAUUCUACCGUACUCUACAGUAAUCUGAGGAGAUUUCCAGGCACGAACACAUUCACACGAGGGAUAUCGAACCGCAAGAACUGACGAAAACGACUAUGCAACUAUCGAGCGUGUACGCGGAACUAACCGCGAAAGUAAGUCAUAGCUUUUUUUCAGUUAUCUAUUUUUAUUCGAUCUCAACUCUGCCUUGUAUUGAUUGGUUCUGAUGAUUAUUAGAAAAUGACUGGCGAGAAUCGAAUGUUGUAAAUUGCCUUGGUUUGAGAGGAAAAAAAAUUUUCGAAAACUUUUUUAGAAAAGUGAGAAUCAUAAGAUUAAAACGUGAUCCUAUAGGUUGAAUAGUUUCUGAAAAAAUUAAACUGAGAAUAAUUGAACCGAAAAAUUCAACAGGUCAGGGAAUUCCAACCGCAAAGUAAAAUGACCUGACUUGUAAGCCUUUUAAAAACUUCAAGCGAAAAAAUUUUAGAACAGCAAUUAUACCAAAGUUUUAAAAUAACUCAUACAUCUGAGCGAGAUCAAUCAUCUGACCACUUCAGUAGAUGAACGACAAAAAACGAAUUUAUUUCAGCAUCGAUGCCAGCGUCGCCACGGAAACGUCCAUUUUGUUGACGAGUUCGGAUACGGUAAAAGCGUGCCGGUGGAGUCGGCCUUCGCAGAACGAGCCCAUCUACAGUACCGACCAAGAGGUUUUUCCUACCGUCCCAAUGUCAUCGAAAUGACCUUUUUCCAGCUCCCCAACAACAGCAUCGAGGACCCGUUUCGCGUGGCGCGCCGACGUCUUCCAUGAAUCAACUCGACGAGGCGACCUUGGACCUUCUGCGGCUCUCCACCGAGCCCACGCAGUCCAACACGAUGUCGCCGGUCGCCACCCGAAGGUUGGAAAUGCAAAAAAAUUAAAAAAACCUACAGCGGUAUAGUGUGUGUGCCACGAGUUGAAAUUUCACGGAACGACAUUCCGCUGUUCCGCUGCGUGCGUUCGCGAGGCGUCCUUUCGAAUCUAGGUCACGCUUCCAAUUGAUUGUUAUUGAUGUGGGAGCACAUGAAAGUAGAGUACCUCAAUAAAAGAAAAAAAAAAAUUAAAAGCGAGACCGAGGUUCGCAAAGGCGCGCAGCGACACAGCGGAAUGUCGUUCCGCGAAAUUUCAAAUCGUGGCACACAGGCUAUAACACUACUGAAAACAUGAUUGGUUUAUCACUGAAAACUUUCGACUGCACUUGUUUUUUACCCCCUAUAGCUCAAAAUCUCAGGGUGCCACCGCCCGACGUUUCUGGAAAGCUUCCGAAAGCAGCCUCGACCAGCUCCGUUAACAGAGUCGUUAAGACCAAGGUGACAAUUCUUCAUAUAUUUCUUUGAACAAAUCGAUUUACAGGACGGAGGACAACUGAGGCUGGCGAACGUGUUCACCUGGGACCAGGAGGCCAACGAUGAACGAAAAUCCCGCUCAACGCGGCUUUCUCCACAGGCCGAGCAGCGAAAUGAGGAGAGAUGUGAGUUUCAUUUUAUUUCAAUUCCAUCUAUUGGAUAUUGUCAGCUUUGAAAAUCCACCACAUCAAGCGGAAAGAGCAAGAAAUCGAAUACGAAGAGCACCGGCAGAAGCCGCCUGUGGUCAGUUAUUUGAGCUUAUUCUUAUUCACGGCUUCAUUUUCGGGUUAAAAACUUUUCUUCUUAUGUGUUUCUGUAGUUAUUUCUCCAAAAGAAAACGGAUGGGAGCUGAAAAAAAGCUUCAAAAGAAAGAUAUAAAUUAACAAAAUAAACUUGGAACAUUUUUAAUUCAACAAACUUCUAAUUAACUGAUUUACUCAAAUAAGAAGAUCUUCUUGGUAAAACUUUUUCAACUAAAAACUAAACUUGGAGCUUGGAGCUAGAAAAAAAGAAGCUAAAAAAAGAAAUUUUUUUCAGCCUUAGGAGUGCACCAAUAAAAAUAAAAUGUUAGAAAAAUUUUAAAAAUUUUUUUCUUCCUCGUUCAACUCUAAAAACCCUGACCCAGAUAUACUUUCAGGUGCGUACGACUGUGGAAGGAAAACUGAAGAUGGAGAAAAUUGUUGGCGCCGAUUUGAUCACAGUAGACAGCUGUGUUUCAAGCGCUUGGACUGUACGCGACACAGUAACCAACUAUAAAGUUUGAAUUUCAGACAAAUUCUUUCUAAUAUACUGAAUAUUCAGAUCAAAACGACGAUCGGCAAGAAAAGCAUCAUUUUGGAGGAGAUGAAGGAGGGACAGUCCAAAUACAAAAUCACACUUAUCGAAAAUGGAGAAACGAAAAUGGAGCGUGAGGCGAGCCUGGAUGUUCCAGAUUUCAUGGUCAGUUCAUUUUUUUCCCCUGAGUUCUCAAUAUUUGCAUGCUUGUGUUUGGGGGGAAAUACUUUCAGAAAAAAGGCUGCUAAAGCUGAGUUUAUAAUAAAAUUAUUCGAAUUUUCAGAACAAAAAGGACUAUCUGGCAGAAGUGAGCCAGCGGCUGCUUCAGGACCUCAAGGAAGAUGGCGAACUCGUGACGGCAGUGACUCACGUCGAAGUAGAAGUCGUCGAAGACGUCACCAACAUCCUGAAGACGUACGUCAUCGGUGAAAGAGCUGACGACUACCUUGCCGAGGAGCAACUUCGCCUACACUACGAGCAAACCGCCGAUAAGACGCCGCCAGAGCUCGCCAUCCAGAAGGUCGAACGAAUUUAUGUUGACGAAUUCCAACGAGAAGACUCUUCAUUGGAUCCAGAAAAGGCCGAAAUAAGACUGACCCAAGACGGCAUGCACUAUCAAGGAGAAACGGCUUUGAGUCGUGUAAAACGUUAUGAAACCGAAGAAUCCAUGGAUAGGACCGUGGUGAGGAUGGAGCCUCGCUGUGCCCACGCCUUUGCCGAUUGCGACUUGACGCGAAAAGAAGACAGCUCCACCUACACUGUCAAGAUUUCUGUGCCUCUAGUACACGUCAUCUCUUUGCUCUUGAAGCAAACCAAGCUCCGUAGACAGCAAAAAGCUCAGGCUUACGAGUUGGAGCAAGAAGGAAAACGGUUUGAGCAGGAGACGACUCUCCAAAGGACCAAACGCUACGAGACAACUGAUUCUGUCGAGGAGCACCACGCGCAUGCCGUAGAAAUCAUCGAGCAGCCAUUUGAACGCAUCCAAGAACAGCAGAUCACGAAAUCGAGCAUGAGAUUCGAGGAACAUGAAGCUCGUGGCGGGCAGUAUGAGAUGGAACAAGAAGGACAGAGGCUCAAAGGCGAAACCGUUUUCAAACGUCGUGGUAGAGCCAUUGAUUCUGAAUCCUCUGAAGAGCUACCUCCGCCUGAAAGAGAAGCUACUGGUGGCCAAUACGAAAUGGAAAUCGAAGGCGUCAGUCUACGAGGCGAAACAAAGUUCAGAAAAUCAGGAAAACGAUACGAAUCUGAAUCAGAGGAGUCGCAGAUGUCCUGGCAAACUGGAUCGCCGACGCUGGUUGAACUUGUCAAGAAAGAAUCCAACUCCCUCUUUGAAGCCACCUUUGAGACAGUUAACAGUCAUACACCAGUUGGCUUUGACAUCAAACGAGCUGUGAUGAAGAAGGAGUCCUGCUCCGUUGGCUGCUCUAUCAUGAAACCAGCGUCCGACGCAGAAGGAAUCAGUAAAGUUCUUCCCGAGGGCAACAGGUGGAAAGAAAACUACAGUGGGCGCGAGCUCAGCGAAACUUAUGCCGAUCUCACAAUCGGCCUACAAAAUCAACGCCUCCAAGGCCGAAAUGAGCAGUCCACCGAAAAUAACAUGGCUGGAAAGGCGUCUGAAAAGACCUCUGGUCGUUUCCGAGAGAUGAAGGAGGAGCAGGCGAUGAUGCUGUGCGGCUUCGAAAACUCCCAACCUUCAAGAGCAGAAGCUGACGUCACGCGCAAGGAAAAGACUACCGCCACAACAUCUUUCGAAGCCAUGGCCGCUGAAACAGAGCAUGUCACCGUUGCAACGACCAUCUUCCACUCUGGCGACGCUCUUGGCAUCGAAGGCUCUUCUAAGACGGCCAAUGUUUCUCAGACUCAAGCCUCCUUCAAGGAACUGUCAGAGGAACACGCAACGAACGUCAUUUUCCUCCAGAAGAUAGGAGGUCCAUCUCAAGAGUAUGCCGAAGGACGUGCGAAAGACAAGGAAACACGCAGCUUCUCACUAAGGACAAAGGCGGCUUCUGAAGCUACUGCCAACUUGAUCUCGACCAUUGCUCGUUCUUCUUCCUACCCCAACGAAAUGUCCUUGGCUAAGACUUUCUCCGCUGCCAACAAACAUCAAGUCGAACUGCGAUCCUGGGCUUCCGAAUCUCACAUCGCCAAUUCCACGAUGAUGUUGAACCGCAGCUCAAAGCAAGAAUCUGCGUCAAAACUUCUGAAACACAGUCAUCGUCAAGCAUCCGAAGCAUUCAUAGCCGAGUACGGAAACGUGGCUGAGAACUGCGCCGUGCUUCUAAAGAACACUGGUGGCGUGCACGACGGAGCGACGUCUACCCUCGCCGAGGCUGUCACAGGUGGGUCUUACAGUAUUUCUUCUCCUCACGUAGCGCCUUCUGCCACCACCAAAAGCCACCAAGAACUAGACGCACGCUUGUUCACUUGCACGGCCAACAAGCGUUUUAACCUCACCAAUUAUCGCACUUUAAUACCGCCUAGUGGCAACGCGCGAAUCACCUUCGGGUGCCCUCAAACAGGUAGUGCCGCCUCCUUCCAUCUCUCGAACCUUUCUGAGCAUUCCGCUUACAACGAUGAGUCGUUCAAUCAAGAUCUCCGAGUGCGACGAAAAGACGCCAAGAGCGAAAUCACCAUCUACAUCCUGUACAAGAAAGUGUACGGCAACUUCGCCCAAGCGACGCUCGGGCUCGCAAUGUCGCAGUCCAGACGCAGCGAAGCCUACGAGUACAGCCGGAAGGAAGAAUAUCGCUACGAAGAAGACUGGAUUUCACGAAGAACAAUGCUGGAGCAAGGUGAGUAUUUCUUCUUUAACCGCAUGGGAAACAAGUAUCGCUGACUUCCCUUAACCCAUGACUAAAAGAGCGUACCUUAAAAGGGAGAAGAAACAGACCCAGACCACUUCUAUCUGACUAACUUCUUUACAGAAUGCUACAGCAACGUAUACAUUGAAUUAGGUGACGAAAUGGAGAUAAUGUGUGCGAUAGGACAAUCGGUUAUGGUGGUCGGAUGA
Molecule: messenger RNA, 9886 nt
Organism: Caenorhabditis auriculariae
Lineage: Eukaryota; Metazoa; Nematoda; Chromadorea; Rhabditida; Rhabditidae
Source: the annotation of a GenBank genome assembly